Messenger RNA from Triticum turgidum subsp. durum (durum wheat), 258 nucleotides. NCBI's taxonomy places the organism in Eukaryota, Viridiplantae, Streptophyta, Magnoliopsida, Poales, Poaceae. The record is from the annotation of a GenBank genome assembly.
AUGAUGCUUCGAGGCAUGGGGUUUGACAAUACAACCUUCCUCUACGUUGCCUCCGGUAAAAUAUACAAUGCUGCAAAAUACAUGGGUCCCCUUCGCCAGAUGUUCCCUCUUUUACAAACCAAGGACACUCUUGCAUUGUCUAAAGAGCUUGCUGAGUUUGAGGGGUACUCUUCUCGGUUAGCAGCAUUAGAUUACACCGUCUGUGUUCAGAGCGAAGUGUUUGUGACGACUCAAGGGGGAACUUCCCUCACUUUUUGA